Molecule: messenger RNA, 1683 nt
Organism: Guillardia theta CCMP2712
Lineage: Eukaryota; Cryptophyceae; Pyrenomonadales; Geminigeraceae
Exons: 9
Coding region: 1-1683 (560 amino acids)
Source: RefSeq, a predicted model, not a curated record
AUGGCGACCAAGAUCCCAAAGAUCAUUCAGGGAGGAAUGGGCGUGCAGGUGUCUUCUUGGGAGCUUGCCCGUGAGGUCGCAAGAGCCGGCGAGUUGGGAGUCAUUUCCGGAACUGCCAUGGACAUGGUUCUUCUUCGCUGGAUGCAGGACGGAGACCCCGGCGGCUUGUACAGGAGAGCGCUCUCGCACUUUCCUGAUCAGGGAAUGGUCAAGCGCUUCAUGGACAAGUACUACGUGGAAGGAGGAAAGGACAAGAACAAGCCAUACAAGCCUCUCCAGAUGUGGCAGCUCAACCCCGGACAAGAGCUUCAAGAAGCAUGCGUGCUCGGAAACUUUGCCGAGGUUUGGUUGGCCAAGCACGGCGAUGACAACUCGCUUGUUGACGGUGUGGUUGGCAUCAACUGCUUGACGAAGAUCCAGUUGCCGACCAUCGAGUCCCUGUAUGGUGCCAUGCUCGCCGACGUUGACUAUGUGCUCAUGGGUGCCGGCAUUCCCAUGGAAGUCCCGGGAAUUCUCGACAGACUGGCUGCGAACGAGGACGCGAAGCUUUCUAUCGACAUCGAUGGCGGAGACCCAAUCAAGCACGUCUUCUCUCCCAAGGCGUUCUGGGCUGCUUCUGGACACCCCGAGCUUGCCGAGAAGAAGCUCAAGAGGCCCAACUUCCUCCCCAUCGUCUCCUCCGUCACUCUCGCCCAGGCCAUGUUGAAGCGGGCAACCGGCGCAGGACCCACUAAGGGUAUCCAGGGCUUCAUCAUCGAGCUUCCCAGUGCUGGUGGUCACAACGCUCCUCCCCGUGGCUUCCGAUACGAUGCCGUCCAGAAGUCGCACAAGCUCUCCCUCAACGAGCGCGGAGAGCCUGUCUACGGCCCCAAGGACGAUAUCGACCUGCCCAAGUUCAAGCAGGCGGUCGGUGACCUUCCCUUCUGGCUCGCUGGCUACUAUGCCAGGCCCGAGAAGCUCAAUGAUGUCCUCGCCCUCGGAGGUGCUGGCAUCCAGGUUGGAACUAGCUUCGCCUUCACCAAGGAGAGUGGCCUUGCCCCCGAGCCCAAGCAGGUCGUCUUGCAGCGAGUCAGCCAGGGAGACCUCCGCGUGUUCACCGACCCCGUCGCUUCCCCCACCGGCUUCCCCUUCAAGGUUUUGGAGCUCGAGGGCUCGCUCUCCGACAAGGACAAGUACCUCGCCCGUCCUCGCGUCUGCAACUUGGGAUACCUCCGCACCCCCUACAUGAGAGAUGACGGCAAGGUGGGAUACCGAUGCGCGUCGGAGCCUGUGGACGAGUGGGUGAAGAAGGGAGGAGAUCUCGCUGCGACCGAGGGGAGGAAAUGCCUCUGCAACAGUCUUAUGGCCAACGCUGGGCUGCCGCAGGUCAGCCCCUUCAAGAAGGAAGGAGAGAGCGAGAGGUACAUUGAGGAGAUUCUCAUCACUGCCGGGGACGACAUCAACCAGAUCCGCCGCUACAUGAAGCAGAACAAGGACGGGGAGUACGAGUACAGUGCAAAGGAUGUCAUUGAUUACCUUUUGGGAAGAUUCAAGGAGGAGUACAACGACGAGCUCAAGUUGUACCAGGAUGCGCACAUGGCGGAGGAUGGCAACGUGAGGGACGAAUUGAUGUCAAAGAAGAAGGAUUUGCAGAAUAAGAUUGCGGAUGUUGAUGAGCAAAGAGCCGGUCUGGCGGGCAAGUAG